AUGUUUACAUCUCCCGCUCCAGAGUUAAACUACACAGACCAAUAUGACGAUAUUUUCGAUUACUUCAACGAAUCUUGUGAAAUUCUUCCUGCCAACUACACUACUAGAAAACCAACAUUUUCCACCAUAGUUUAUUUGAUGUAUAGUACUAUUUUCUUCAUAGCACUGUUGGGAAAUGUGUUUGUUUGCUACAUAGUACUACAUUCACCUAGAAUGCGAACUGUUACGAACUAUUUUAUAAUGAACUUGGCUGUUGGAGAUAUUUUGAUUACGUUACUUUGCGUACCCUUUACCAGUGUACCUUUGAUGUUGCAGUAUUGGCCUUUUGGUUCCAUUAUGUGUCCGCUGGUUAAUUAUGUUAGUACUUUGAGUGUUUUUGUGAGCGCUUAUACAUUGGUCGCAAUCAGCAUAGACAAAUGGAUGCUGAUAAUGUACCCUUUAAAACCACGCAUAUCGAAACGUUUCGCCACUUACAUUAUUGCCGCCGUAUGGAUAUUUGCUGGGAUAACAGUCCUGCCUACUGGGGUAUUUAGUACAGUCCAACAACCUGAAGGACCCGACGGUGGGCUGAGCGUCUAUCAAAAAUGCAAUAAGUACAUUUGCAGAGAAGACUAUUCGUCGAUUGGAGAAGUAUACGAAACCACCUUUACUAUUGUCUUGAUGAUAUUGCAAUACAUCAUUCCAUUGAUUGUAUUAUUGUUUACUUAUACGAGUAUUGCGGCAGUGAUUUGGUGCCACAGGAUACCGGGGGAAGCUGAGAAUACUCGAGAUAAAAGGAUGGCAAGAUCUAAGAAGAAGAUGAUAAAAAUGAUGAUAACAGUCGUCCUGGUAUUCACGAUGUGCUGGUUACCUUACAAUCUUUUUAUGCUCUUCCAAAUACACAUCCCAGUACAGUUUUACCCGUACGUGUAUUUUCCGGUGCACGGAUUAGCAAUGUCCCACGCCUGCUACAAUCCCAUUAUUUACUGUUACAUGAACACGAGAUUUAGAGAUGGACUGUUUUUGAUUUUGAGGACUUUGCCUUGCUUCAAACGUUGCUACGUGAGAAAAUCCCACGGAUCGAUGUCUUAUGGGUUUCAACAUCAUGCAGGUAUCGAAGGCACUGACAGUACAACAUUGCAAAGGAACAACACAUUUACCACUUACAUUACAUUGAACAGGAAAAAUCGUUUGUCAACAUAUCAAAAUACUACAAGAAGUUCAUCGUUCAAUAGGAGCUUACAUAACGGCAAUGGUAACAAUCGGAAUAGGAAAUCUUUGAAUAAAGCUGUUGCCGAUGAACCAAUUUAA
Messenger RNA from Ceutorhynchus assimilis (cabbage seed weevil), 1290 nucleotides. Lineage: Eukaryota; Metazoa; Arthropoda; Insecta; Coleoptera; Curculionidae. The record is from the annotation of a GenBank genome assembly.